This is a messenger RNA of Fukomys damarensis (Damara mole-rat), 4211 nucleotides long. RefSeq names its product retrotransposon Gag like 4 (gene Rtl4). Lineage: Eukaryota; Metazoa; Chordata; Mammalia; Rodentia; Bathyergidae. The record is from RefSeq and is a predicted model, not a curated record. Gene Ontology annotation, molecular function: nucleic acid binding; zinc ion binding.
GUUUGCUUACUCUUCCCCUUGCUUACUCUUUUCUUUUAUGCUAACUGCUGCUGCCAGUAGAAGCCCUUCUAAGGGCAUGUCUUAAACUAAAGGACUCAGACAUCUGACUGCCAUUGAAUAUGGUGAGAUCCUCCAGACUGGUAGGCUCGGCUCCAACAUCCUCUGAGGACAAUCCAGUAGAAAGUCACUGACCUCUAAAAGGAGAGCAAUUCCCAAAAUGACAAGGCAAGGUAACAUCUUUCUUCUGAAUAUGCAGAACAUUGGCAUUCUCCUUGAAGAAGAGGCAACAAACACUGAGUAGCAGGCAUUUUCAAGCAUCUCUCCAAUCGGCUCUCAGCAACCACCAGUGACUUUUCAUAACUGUUUGGGCUACUUGCUCAUGCCACUGCUUUUCUGGUCACAAAACAAAGCCAGAGUCUUUCCAUUGAUUUCCAAUACUAGUAUUGAGUUGUACUGAGUCUCACCAGAUUCCAGGAGAUAUAAUGAAGAAGUGCACAGAAUCACCACAAACCUUGCUGAUAGACCCUUCUUUUUUUCAAAAGGAGAAUCUGAUUCCACAGCCACAAAGAAAGUACUGUCUGAGGGAAACUGCUCUGAGAAGUAACAUCAUGCCUGCUCUGACCACCCCAGUGAUAUCUGUACCCUGAUCAGUUAAGCAUUUCACCCAGUUUCAUGGUGACCCUGUUAAUCAUUCAGGAUUUUUUGUUCAAGUGACUACCUACUUUCCAGCGUUCAAGAUUCCCAAUCCUGCAGCUGAUGCCCAGGUCAAGUUCUUUUCUGACUACCUGUCUCAGCAGAAGAAAUUUUUUGGAAUAGUAUCUGAAUAUGACCAGAGUAUUCCACUGAAGCAAAAUGAAAACUUUGUUCUUGAUUUCCAGCCGUCAUUUGGUGAAGCUAUAAAACAAAAAAUGAACCAUCUGAUGGAUGCUAAGGUUGACAGAGGGGACAGCACCUCUCAGCAAGAUGUUACUACUUUCCAGUUCUUUUCUCAAAAUCUGAGCAGUAAUAAAACAAAUCAAGGAGAAAAAUUCCAAGAGAGAUUGUCUGACCCCAUCCAGGAUGAAGGAAAUGUCACAGGUAUGAUGAGAAAUCCCCCAGAUCUGAUAAUUCAGUGCAUUCAGUUGGACAAGAAAUAUAAUGACAGGCCAGAGCUCUUACAAUCAGAAACUCAGCCCCCAUUAUUGGCUUCCCUGAUCCACCACCAAUCCCUCUCCAGCUCCAUAGGUUCACCAUCCAAGCAAGAGCCUAUACAACUCCGGGGAGGCCAGUUACCUCUCACUCCAGCUAAAAGAGCUCACCAACAGGAAACUCAGUUGUGCCUCUACUGCAGCCAGGCUGGUCACUUCACAAGAGAUUGCCUUGCCAAACGUUCUCGAGCCCCAGAAAGGACAAAUGACACAGCUCACCAGUAAGAAGAGCCUAGAAGGUCACUUUGUAAAUUUAUAUCCCUCUCAUCCCCAGCCUUACUGAUUUGUAUCCUGCACUAACUCUAAAAUACAAAUGGAGAACUGUGACACCACUUUACAUGCAACUAUGAACUCCUGUGCUUUGGGGAAUUUAAACAACUAGAUCUCGUUCAUUGGGAGCUGACUAUUCACUGAUGAACUAAUAAUGAUGAAAAAAAUCAGUUACUUCUAUAGUUGGGACCAAUUCCUCCAAGAUUAUUGAAAGUUUGCAGGCAAAACUCUCCCCAGUCUAAGCCAAUAAAAAUAGGCUUGAAAGUACAUUGGGAAUCCUACCCUCAGCAAUGGAUGAGUUUCAGUUGAAUUUAUUGGGCUAAAUGCUGUAUUGUGUGAGCCUAGGAAUUAACCCAACACUUUCAUGUGCUCCCUCAUUGAUCUGUAUCUUAGUUUCAUCUUGGCUUAGGUCUUUUGCCUGAAGUACUAGUUGCAUUACCAUAUCCUGCUAAUAUUAUCCUUCUAAAGACUAGAUACUGCUCCAUUUAUUGACUGAGUUUAGUUUCACCACAAACCAAUCUUCCUGGAACUACAGCUUUGCCAUCCAUCUACACAGCUAUAUACUUUUUUGUAAUCUAAAGAUUUCUUGCCUAACAAACUGCAGCUCCUGACUAUUGAAAAACCAGAUUGUAUGACCAUUUGAACACUACUUGGAACUGUUGGACUCUUCUGACCAGCAUAUACUGUUAGCUAUAUCUUACCAAUCGCAGUAAUUUCCCAUCUUUAGUAAUGAUCUUAUUUAUGAUUUCAGAAUAUUUUAUGGCUAUGUCAAAAUGGUUUAAAAUAAUGACCUCUGAAAGAUAUUUAGUGAGAGUUGAAGAAGAUGCCCUAUCAUAAUUAUCAUAAUUAUGGUUUGCAUCAUAUUUUUGCAUCCUUGAACAGGGAAUAUGGUCAAACAUAUCUCUACUGUAGGGGACUCAACUUGGUCACUAUCUGGGAUCAUUUUCCAUUGCUUUUGAGCUCUAACCUUAUAUACCACACCUCUGGGGUCCCUCAUCUAACUGAGAAUCUUGAAAAGCAGAGUUGCAGACAACUUUCUGAACCAGCUCAUCUGGGAAAACUUGCGGCACAUACAUGAUCACCAUCUGUGUAUAAAAUUCAAGAAGUAGGGGAAUUUGAUUGCUUGUAUUGUACUUUUGACCCAUAUCAGCUCUGUAUAUAAAAGGUGAUGCUUCUAGGCAUAGCUCCCUAAAGUGCUAAGGGUAUCCAGAGAGGAUCAGCAGUUGCUGGUAAUUACCAGUCCUCUGGUCCCUGCUACUUCAUGCUGAUAUAUAUCCCCAUCAUGGAUUGCUUGAAAAUUAAUAAUUUCGUAUUCCUUCGCAGUCAUAAAGCCUUUCAGAACACAGAGUACCAUUGUACUUUGGCAUUUUUCCAGGAAAACUGUUCUAACUGCUCAACAUUUGAAUACAGCUAGCUAUUACUACUCUCCUCCUGUAGCACAAACACAUCUUUUCACCCAUCAGUGUAUCAUUAACUACUAUGCCAACCUUUACUCGCAUGCACAGGAUUUCCUUUAUCAAUACCUUGCUAUACACCCACAUUACUCCAUAAAUUCCCACAAUAAGGAGACCUCAGUGCACAUAUUCUAGUUAUGCUGAGAAAUCUCUACUGUAGUACCAGGAUUUUCUGAGCUCCUCCAACAGGUAGAUCUGUUUGAACUUUGAGCAAAUAGGAUUACCUGGUGGUAUCCUUAUCUAUUUCCACUAAUUGUUUUUUUUUUUAAACUAAACAGCUAAAUCAAUGGUCUCCAAUCACUUUCUUCACUGAUUCCAGUAUGUUCCUAGAAUGCCAAUAGGAUCAUACAGGUGACUUGAUCACCAAUCUUUCCUUAUUUUAGGACCAUAAUUUAUCAUUGCAAGCUCUCUCAUAAAAAUGUAGCACCUUAUUUCUGUAUGUACAUUCCAUUUGCAGCAACAUUAUCUUCUUCCUAAAAAAAAUCUUCUGACUACAUAGUCUCUUAGAAAUGAUUAUUUGUCUAGGUCUGUGAACUUCAGUCACUUCCCACUUCUUUAGGUCCCUUUCUGAGGUACUUCCUUCAAGGGCCUCUUGUAUACUAUGUAAUUCAAUCCUAUAGCCAGGCUGAGCAUAUUAAUUGGAAUCUGUGAAAGUGCUUUAUUUAUUACUACCUAGCAGCCAUUUACCACUUCAAAAUUUUGUCAUAGUGGCACUAUCGACUAUCACCUUUAACUAGAAUAAUUCAUUUCUUAUGAUGAGGGGUUGCAAAGGAGUGUCCUCAGAACUUAUAGAUACAUAAAUUUUGCUGAGAGCGAAACUAAUGAGAACUCACAAGGCUUAAGUGAGAUUUAACCUAUUAAAAAUGUAGUCUGUGACUGCAAAGGCUUAGGGAGCCUCGUAGUUCCAAUCAAAAAUAUAGUUUUAGAGAAGUAAAUCUGCUACAUAACUGAUGCCCCUGGCAAGGUAGGAGCUAAUCAUUUGUGAUAAAUCUGAAAAAUAACAAAAAUGGUCUGCAUCAAAUCUGGAAAAGGGGAGAAAGAAAGAAACAUAGGCAUUAGUGGUCUCCCUAUCCUCAGAAUUGGGAUGCAGACCAACAAGCCAUUGGCACUCUACUCUUGCAAUGGGCUUAAGGCAUAAGAUCAACCCAAUUUGUGUCAUUAAUCAAUAAGGUUGAUACAUAUCUCUCUUUGUUAUGACUCUGUGCUCUCCAAGUAAUCUUAUUGUAAUUGCUUUCUUAUAUAAACUUUAUUAUGGGAAGAAUAUUCGCUAAUCAGCUGAUGUAACUGUUCUCACCUAUUU